This is a messenger RNA of Erythranthe guttata (spotted monkey flower), 2462 nucleotides long. Lineage: Eukaryota; Viridiplantae; Streptophyta; Magnoliopsida; Lamiales; Phrymaceae. The record is from RefSeq and is a predicted model, not a curated record.
CUAAAUUUUAAUGGAUUCCACUAGUAGUAGUGUUGCUCUUUGCUUCGCCAUUAUUUUAGCAGCAACGACGAAUUGUACCGCCGCCUACGACGGAGAAUUGAAGGCAUUGGUUGCGAGCGGUUGGUGGCCAAAAAAUAACGCGUCCGACGAUUAUUGCAAGUGGAAUGGCAUAACUUGUGACGAUGCGGGCCAUGUUGCGGAGAUAUACAUGCAUGGAUAUUACGGCGAUCAUACGCUUGAGGAGUUGGAUCUACUUGCUCUUCGACAAAUUGCUAGACUCGAUCUCGGGGGAUUGAGGUUCUUUGGCGGCAUCCCCCCACAAAUUGGUGCUCUAUCCAAACUAACUUAUCUCAAUUUGUCCUGUAAUCGUCUCACAGGCGAUUUGCCUCUUUCACUGGCGAAUCUCAACAAAUUAGAGUCGCUCGACAUUUCUCGUAACCAUAUCGUUGGUGCCAUCCCACCUGGAAUCGGAAAUCUUACGAGCUUGGUUACUCUUGAUUUGAGCCGCAAUUACAAUCUCCAAGGUAAUCUGCCUCUUUCACUAGCAAAUCUCACCAAAUUAGAGUCGCUCGACAUUUCUAAUAACCGUAUCGGUGGUGCCAUUCCACCCGAAAUAGGAGAUCUUACGAGCUUGGUUUCUCUUGAUUUGAGCAACAACUUUUUUAUCAACGGCUCUUUGCCUUUUACAUUGGGCCGAUUAACGAGAUUGAAAUCUUUACAGUUAAGCGGUAACAAUUUGGAAGGUAAUUUUCCAAUCUCACUCACAAAUCUCACCAAAUUAGAGACGCUCGACAUUUCUCAUAACUCCAUCCGCGGUGCCAUCCCAGCGUCAAUAGGAGAUCUUACGAGCUUGGUUUCUCUUGAUUUGAGCAAUAACCAACUUGAAGGUAUUCUGCCUCUUUCACUCUCAAAUCUCACUCAACUAGAGUCGAUCGACGUUUCGUAUAACUAUAUUAAUGGCUCUUUGCCUCUUACCAUGGUCGGGCUAGCAAGAUUGAGAUCUUUUCAGUUGAGCAAUAACCGUCUCGACGGUUUUUUUGGCGCGAGGAUUGUGGAGCUUCCUUCAAUCGAGACGAUCGACGUAAGUAGAAACUCCAUUUAUGAACAAAUACCCGUUGGGUUCGGAUAUCGUGUUAGUAAGUAUAUAUCGAUUGUCGACCUUUCCUACAACAAUCUAUACGGUGGAGUCCCGGAAUCUAUUUCUUUUCUAUAUGGAAUAAAUGUAUCAUAUAAUAAUUUACAAGGUCCAAUUCCAUACAGAGUUUGGGAGAGGUUAGGAGAAAACAAUUUUCUUGGUAACCACCAAUUAGUUAUCCCUCAUUAUUCCACAAUCCCUAUUGAUCAUUAUUCCACAACCCCCAGAUAUCAUUCCUACAAAAAAGUUUUACUUCCACUUGCUAUAUUCUUCAUCUGCUUAUUUUUUUCCGGAUUAUUCCGAUUCAUUUACCACGUUAAGGGAAAGAAGACAACCCCAGUGAAGCCCGAUCUGAAUCACGGAGACAUUUUCAAAAUAUGGAAUUAUGACGGUAAGAUCGCAUACGAAGACAUCAUCGAAGCAACACAAGAUUUCGACUUUACACACUGCAUCGGAACCGGAGGCUACGGCAGUGUCUACAGAGCACAAUUACCAACGGGAAAAGUCGUUGCGGUAAAAAAGCUCCACAGAUUCGAAGGUGAGAAUCCAACUUUCGACGCGUGUUUUAAGAAUGAGGCCAAAGUUCUGUCCGAAAUACGACACCGGAACAUAGUGAAGCUUUUCGGGUUUUGCCUACACAAGCGCUGCAUGUUUCUCAUCUACGAGUACAUGGAAAUGGGCAGCCUAUUUUACGUCUUGAGGGACUCAAACGAAGCAGUGGAUUUAAAUUGGGCAAAGAGAGUAAAUAUCGUGGAGGGAAUUGCACGCGCUCUUUCUUACAUGCAUCACCAUUGUAGCCCACCAAUUUUGCAUAGGGACAUCUCCACAAGCAACGUACUUCUCAAUUCGAAGCUCGAAGCUUUUGUGUCUGAUUUCGGCACCGCUAGGUUGUUGGAUCCCGAUUCUUCCAAUCAUACUCUAAUUGCGGGCACUCACGGCUACAUUGCACCUGAAUUGGCAUAUACCAUGGCUGUUACGGAAAAAUGCGAUGUCUACAGCUUCGGAGUGGUGGCGCUGGAAACCAUGUUUGGAAGUCAUCCGGGGGAAUUUCUUACAUCCGUGUUCGUGUCCGAAAGAAAUUCCGAAAACUUAAUGCUCCAAGACUUGUUGGAUAAGAGGCUACCGUCUCCCGAUGACGAAGAUCUAAAAGCGGCAAGAGAUGUGGUUCGUGUAGUGAGAAUAGCACUAACAUGUGUUAGUUCAGACCCAAAGUCUCGACCGUCGAUGAGUCGAGUUUGUGACGAACUUGAUGUUCGCGGACCACCACUUCCAAUGCCUUUACGCAGCGUAUCUAUCUCGCACCUCAUGCAUAUGUAAUGAGUUAUUA